Sphaeramia orbicularis (orbiculate cardinalfish) is the source of this 3462-nucleotide messenger RNA. Its product is annotated as DDB1- and CUL4-associated factor 10-like. The transcript has 7 exons. Bases 204 to 1808 code for a protein of 534 amino acids. Gene Ontology annotation, molecular function: protein binding. Gene Ontology annotation, cellular component: Cul4-RING E3 ubiquitin ligase complex. NCBI's taxonomy places the organism in Eukaryota, Metazoa, Chordata, Actinopteri, Kurtiformes, Apogonidae. The record is from RefSeq and is a predicted model, not a curated record.
UUUUCCGCGCCGCUCACAGUCUGUCUGCCAAGUCUGACAACAAAAUAUGCAGCUGAAAUCCACAGCCGCGGCUCCGUAAAUGUCUGGACGAACGCUCGGUUUCGCGCUCGCUUAGUGACCGGAGUCAUUGUACCGUUUUGCCUUCGACCCGAGACGCCGCGGCCCUACGCAGAGGCGGCUUUUCGGACGCUGGAGAAGCUACAAUGAGCUCGGAGCACCAGAGCGACGGCGAGGACGCGGACGCGGCGCAGGACAGGAGGCCCCGCGGCGGCACCGAGUCCGACAAAGACCAAGAGCCCGACAUAGACGACGACUCGGACGACGAUGAUGAUGACACCGCCCCGGGGAGUUCUUCUUCGCCGCCGGAGAGCAACGAGGACCGGUCGGAACGAAGGAGGAGGAGUCCGGAGCCCGAGGAGCGGUUGCCGCGCGGGCCAGCGGCCGGGGAGGCGCAGAAUGGGAGCGGCGGGGGCUCCGACGGCGGCGGAGGAGGAGGAGGAGGAGGAAGGGGGGAGAGUCUGUUCUCCUGGCUGCAGGGUAGGACUAUAAGACGGGGGGUGUUUGUUGACCCCGCCAGGGAUAACUUCCGGACAAUGACCAGUCUGUACUGCUCCAUGAACCCGGCUGUGGAGUCAGUGAACCUGAGCACCCAGACCCACGGAGCCGUGUUCAACCUGGAGUACUCCCCGGACGGGUCUGUGCUAACUGUGGCCUGUGAACAGACCGAGGUGCUGCUGUUCGAUCCCAUCUCCUCCAGACACAUCAAAACUCUGACGGAGGCCCACGAGGACUGUGUCAACAACAUCAGGUUUUUGGACAAUCGUUUGUUUGCCACCUGCUCGGACGACACCACCAUUGCAUUAUGGGACCUCCGUAAGCUGAACUCCAAGGUUUGCUCGCUGCACGGCCACGCCAGCUGGGUGAAGAACAUCGAGUACGACACCAACACUCGUCUACUCGUCACGUCCGGCUUUGACGGCAACGUGAUCACAUGGGACACGAACAGGUUUACGGAGGACGGAUGCCCACACAAGAAGUUCUUCCACACCCGCUACCUGAUGAGGAUGCGACUGACGCCCGACUGUUCCAAGAUGCUCAUCUCCACGUCAUCGGGGUAUCUGCUCAUCCUCCAUGACCUGGACCUCACACAGUCCCUGGAGGUGGGCAGUUACCGAAUGCUGCGCGCUCGGCGGACGCCGCUCAGCUCAGAUGGAGGUACGUCAGCGUCCAGGUCGUCUGCGACUCCUCGGCAGGGAAACGACUCCAGCAAAAUCCACCCUCACAGAGAAGGCCUUUCCCCCAGGAACAGUCUGGAGGUGUUGACUCCAGAGAUCCCCGGAGAGAGGGACCGAGGGAACUGCAUCACCUCCCUGCAGCUCCACCCCAAAGGCUGGGCCACGCUGAUCCGCUGCUCCAGCAACAUGGAUGACCAGGAGUGGACGUGUGUGUAUGAGUUCCAGGAGGGGGCGCCCACCCGCCCGCUGGUCUCCCCCCGCUGCUCCCUCCGUCUCACCCACUACAUCGAGGAGGCCAACGUGGGGCGGGGCUACAUAAAGGAGCUGUGCUUCAGCCCGGACGGCCGCCUCAUCUGCUCGCCAUACGGAUACGGCGUGCGGCUGCUGGCGUUCGACGAGCGCUGCGGCGAGCUGGCCGACUGCCUGCCCGUCCAGACCAGCGUCCUGAAGGAGAUCCGCUCCAUCUACUCCCACAGCGACGUGGUCCUCACCACCAAGUUCUCCCCGACACACUGCCAGCUGGCCUCGGGCUGCCUCAGCGGACGCGUGGCGCUCUACCAGCCCAAGUUUUAGCUGCAUACAGGGGCGCCGCCCACCCGGGGAAACACCCACAGAUCCUGCACAAACCUGCAAAGUACGUCCCACUUUAGGAAUGAAAACUUGCACUAAAGUAUUAAAAUAUGGACGUGCUCCUGAAGACGCUGUGGGAGCAGCUCCACAUUGGAUUGAAUCUGUGGUUGAAUGGCGCCGACGCACGCCCGACAUCAGUCAAACCAAACUGAGCCCGUUUACACGACCAGAAACGACCCAAAACUGGGACUAAUCAGAUAAAUGUUAGAAUCAGAUCUGACACGUUCACAACCACCUCAGAAAUACGAUAACAGAGAAACCCUGGUGUAGACGUUUCAGCCCAGAAACGGAUUUACUUCCGAGUCUGUGACCAUAAACGCAAACUUCCUGUUUUUGUCUUCGACGUUGUUUCUGUUUUCUACGACUGAACUGUUUCCCCAUGUUCAGACAGAACAGAGCGGAAUAAACCAGAUUAACCUGUUCACAUGCAGGAAGACAUGGGGACAAAUCCAGGUGUGUAAUCUGAUUACUCAUAAUCAGAUUACUGCUGUUAUCCAAUAAAACAGAUACUGUUUAUAUGAUCAAUAAUAAUCUGAUAACUGUAGAAAUCAGAUAAUGAUCAGAACUGUAGUGUCAGUGUGAACGGGCUCAGAGGGUGCAGUGGAAUUGAUCACAUUCACACUGAUCUAAAACUGGAUCGACUACGUUUACAUGCACAAAAGAUUCACAUACUGCGCAUUUUCCUGUUUUCACACUCUUUCCAUUCCUUCAGUCUUUCAUUUUAUAGUCAUCAUGUUGCUUCUUCUAAAACCAAAAACUGGGAAACUGUUCUCCAAAUUUAAGAGUUAAAUGUAAACGACACAAACUGUAUAAAAAAACAACAAAACUGAAUAUAUGAAAGAUUAGAGCCCUAAUGAGGAUAAAACUGAUUUAGAGAAUAAAGACACUUACGUUUCAAUAAAAAGGCCAAAUUUUACAAGAAUAAAGUCAGUGUUCUGAGUAGAAAAGUUCUUACUCAAAGAAUAAUCUUAAUUUUUCUGUAUGAAAUGUUUCUGUACAAAUGAAGAAAUCAUAGAAUGUCAAAAAAAAAAUCCUAAAUCAUUAGCAGCUUUUAUGCAACUGAUUAAUGGUUGUCAUUAAAAUGAGAGAAAAUACUGAAAAAUUGCCCUCAAAUGUUUUGUUUGAUUCAGAAAUGAAAGAUUUUUUAGUCACAGAAGGAAAGAAAGAAGAAAAUGUUCACAUUUAAGAUUAUUUUUGUGAAUUCGUGCUUUUAUUCCCCUUAAAAAUCAAACUAUUAUGAGGGUAGUUGUUCAUUAAUUUAGUCUGUUUUUGGGAUAAUUUGGACAAUUCUUGUAAAAUUCAACCAUUAAAAACACAACAUUUCUUUCUCAUGUUGUAAUAAUAGAACUGAUUAAUAAUAUAAACAGUCAUAAUAUAACAUAAUAUUUGCUUUUUUCCCCUCAAUUUUACACAUUUAUUCUUCUAAGUCUUUGCCUUUUUUUCCUCCAAAUACUGACACUUUAUUGGAAUAUUCCAACCAGAAAUGAUUUCAGUUCUCUUUUUAUCCUCAGGGUGGUGCUAAUGCUACUUAAUGCUGAAUCCAGUCCACCAAUAAUGCAACUAAAACCUGAAUAAAAUCAGAUUUUUUUUCUUUUUU